CUCGGAGCCGGGUUGGGGUGGGGAUGGCAGUGCCGGACAGGCUCAUGUCAACGUUUGCCCAAAGCAGUGAAGGUUUCCGUUGGGAGGAAAAAAGGGAAUGCAAACUUGAGACUUGUGAAGCUGCGGGGAAGCCUGGAACUAGAGUGCAGGCACCGGGGCGACGGGUCCUGCAGGCAAAGGGGCUGCCCCUCGAGGGCAAGGCACCCAAGGACCCCUGUUGACAAACACUGGGUACGUUGCUGGGCGGCCCUGGCUCCCGUAGGCCCAGGCUGUUGCUAACAUCAAGGAGCUGUUUAUGGAGCCGCCUCCCCACGGACCAGCUUCCAGUGUCCCUAUCUACUCUCGCUACAACCAAAGCUCAUGGGGCCUUCGCUCCAGGGUCCUCACCCUACCUAGGCCUGGGAAGCUUGAGCUGGGGAAUGCUAAGCAGGAUUCAGCUCUCACCGCCCCGGCCCGGCGGGGAGGGCAGCGCCAAAUACCGCAGCUCACCCUAACCUGGCACGGAACGUGUUAACCUCCGGCUCUACGGAGCGGCCCCUGAAACCCGCGGUCCCUCCGCCUAUGCUGGGGAGCCAUGGCCAGCUCAGUGUUUUCAUUGGUGAAUGUGAUCCGGGGCCUUCCAAGACCCACCAAUCCAGAAGCAGGAAAGAUAGGCUCGGGAGCGUGCCGCGAGAAUAGAGUGGAUGGAGCCUCGGAGAGGCCGAAAGGGUUGGGAGCGGAGGUGGCGACUCGGAGUCCUAGGCCUAGUGAGGCGUGGGAGGCAGAGCGCCCCAGAACUCAGGCGGCCAGUCGGCGCCCGGAACCCGGCGCCGGCAGAUAGGGUGGGUGUGGCCCUUAUCUGCCUCCCCGCGGAGCGCUGGGUGGACGAAGUCUUGAGACCUCUUUUUCUUUCUCCCUCAUUUUCUCUCGUCCCUCUCGUGGCUUCCCAAUGGGUCGGACCGUGGUCGUCCUGGGCGGAGGCAUCAGCGGCUUGGCCGCGAGUUACCACCUGUGCCGGGCCCCUUGUCCACCCAAGGUGGUCCUGGUGGAGGGCAGCGAGCGUCUGGGAGGCUGGAUCCGCUCAGUCCGAGGUCCAGAUGGUGCUAUCUUUGAACUUGGACCUCGAGGAAUUCGGCCAGCGGGAGCUCUGGGAGCCCGGACCUUGCUCAUGGUUUCUGAGCUUGGCUUGGACUCAGAAGUGUUACCUGUCCGGGGAGACCAUCCAGCUGCCCAGAACAGGUUCCUGUAUGUAGGCGGUGCUCUGCACGCCCUGCCCUCUGGCCUCAGGGGGCUACUCCGCGCUUCACCUCCCUUCUCCAAACCGCUGCUCUGGGCGGGGCUGAGGGAGUUGAUCACGCCCCCAGGCAAAGACCCUGAUGAGACUGUGCACAGUUUUACCCAGCGCCGCCUUGGACCUGAGGUGGCGUCUCUAGCCAUGGACAGUCUCUGCCGUGGAGUGUUUGCAGGCAACAGCCGUGAGCUCAGCAUCAGGUCCUGCUUUCCCAGUCUCUUCCAAGCUGAGCAAACACAUCGUUCCGUAUUACUGGGGCUGCUGCUGGGGGCAGGGCAGAGACCGCAGCCAGACUCAGCACUCAUUCGCCAGGCCCGAGCCGAGCGCUGGAGCCAGUGGUCACUCCGUGGAGGACUGGAGAGGUUGCCCCAGGCCCUUAAUACCCACCUGACUAGUAGGGGGGUCAGUGUUCUCAGAGGCCAGCCAGUGUGUGGGCUUAGCCUCCAGGCAGAAGGGCGCUGGAAGGUGUCUCUAGGGGACAGCAGCCUGGAGGCUGACCACAUCAUUAGUACUGUUCCAGCUUCAGUGCUGAGCAAGCUACUCCCUGCUGAGGCUGCACCUCUGGCUCAUGCCCUGAGUACCAUCACUGCAGUAUCUGUGGCGGUGGUGAAUCUGCAGUACCGAGGAGCUCGUCUACCUGUCCAGGGAUUUGGACAUUUGGUGCCAUCCUCAGAAGACCCAGGCAUCCUGGGAAUUGUGUACGACUCAGUUGCUUUCCCUGAGCAGGAUGGGAGCCCCCCUGGCCUCAGAGUGACUGUGAUGCUGGGAGGUUCCUGGUUACAGACACUGGAAGCCAGGGGCUCUGUCUUAUCUCGGGAGCUAUUCCAACAGCAAGCACAGGAAGCAGCUGCCACACAAUUAGGACUGAAGGAGCCACCAAGUCACUGCUUGGUCCAUCUACACAAGAACUGCAUCCCCCAGUAUACACUAGGCCACUGGCAAAAACUGGAGUCAGCUACCCAAUUCCUGGCUGCUCAAAGGCUGCCCCUCACUCUGGCCGGAGCCUCCUAUGAGGGGGUUGCUGUCAAUGACUGUAUAGAGAGUGGGCGCCAGGCAGCAGUCCGGGUCCUGGGCACAGAACCUAAUAGCUAAUAACCUAAUAGCUAAUAGCUCUCACUUCUUCCUGCCCCUGCUGGCAGGGAUUCUCUCACUCAUGAAAAUAAAAGUCGCUGGAGCUUG
Messenger RNA from Equus caballus (horse), 2449 nucleotides. It is a transcript of the gene PPOX, whose product is annotated as protoporphyrinogen oxidase. Lineage: Eukaryota; Metazoa; Chordata; Mammalia; Perissodactyla; Equidae. Gene Ontology annotation, molecular function: protoporphyrinogen oxidase activity, oxygen as acceptor. Gene Ontology annotation, biological process: porphyrin-containing compound biosynthetic process. The record is from RefSeq and is a predicted model, not a curated record.